Molecule: messenger RNA, 5778 nt
Organism: Puma concolor (puma)
Lineage: Eukaryota; Metazoa; Chordata; Mammalia; Carnivora; Felidae
Source: RefSeq, a predicted model, not a curated record
AUGGAACAGAGGAGGCCCUGGCUACGGGCUGCAGAGGUUGACCGCUGGUCUGUGGUCCUGCUCUCUGUGGUCUGGGUGCUGCUGGCCCCCGGGGCGGCCGGCAUGCCUCAGUUCAGCACCUUCCACUCGGAGAACCGGGACUGGACCUUCAACCACCUGACCGUCCACCGAGGCACGGGCGCGGUGUACGUGGGGGCCAUCAACCGGGUGUACAAGCUGACGGGCAACCUGACCAUCCAGGUGGCUCACAAGACGGGGCCGGAAGAGGACAACAAGUCCUGUUACCCGCCCCUCAUCGUGCAGCCCUGCAGUGAGGUGCUGACCCUCACCAACAACGUCAACAAGCUGCUGAUCAUCGACUACUCGGAGAACCGCCUGCUGGCCUGCGGGAGCCUCUACCAGGGCGUGUGCAAGCUGCUGCGGCUGGACGACCUCUUCAUCCUGGUGGAGCCCUCGCACAAGAAGGAGCACUACCUGUCCAGCGUCAACAAGACGGGCACGAUGUACGGCGUGAUCGUGCGCUCCGACGGCGAGGACGGCAAGCUGUUCAUCGGCACGGCCGUGGACGGCAAGCAGGAUUACUUCCCGACCCUGUCCAGCAGGAAGCUGCCCCGCGACCCCGAGUCCUCUGCCAUGCUCGACUACGAGCUGCACAGCGACUUCGUCUCCUCCCUCAUCAAGAUCCCCUCCGACACCCUGGCCCUGGUCUCCCACUUCGACAUCUUCUACAUCUACGGCUUCGCCAGCGGGGGCUUCGUCUACUUCCUCACGGUGCAGCCCGAGACCCCCGAGGGCGUGGCCAUCAACUCGGCAGGGGACCUGUUCUACACGUCCCGCAUCGUGCGCCUCUGCAAGGACGACCCCAAGUUCCACUCCUACGUGUCCCUGCCCUUCGGCUGCACGCGGGCCGGGGUUGAGUACCGCCUCCUGCAGGCCGCUUACCUCGCCAAGCCCGGGGAGUCCCUGGCCCAGGCCUUCAACAUCAGCGGCCAGGAUGACGUGCUCUUUGCCAUCUUCUCCAAAGGCCAGAAGCAGUAUCACCACCCGCCCGACGACUCUGCCCUCUGUGCCUUCCCCAUCCGGGCCAUCAACCUGCAGAUCAAGGAGCGCUUGCAGUCCUGCUACCAGGGCGAGGGCAACCUGGAGCUCAACUGGCUGCUGGGGAAGGAUGUCCAGUGCACCAAGGCGCCCGUCCCCAUUGAUGACAACUUCUGUGGACUGGACAUCAACCAGCCUCUCGGAGGCUCGACUCCAGUGGAGGGACUGACCCUGUAUACCACCAGCCGGGACCGCAUGACCUCAGUGGCCUCCUACGUUUACAAUGGCUACAGCGUGGUUUUUGUGGGGACGAAGAGUGGCAAGCUGAAAAAGAUUCGAGCCGAUGGUCCCCCCCAUGGAGGGGUCCAGUAUGAGAUGGUCUCUGUGCUCAAAGACGGGAGCCCCAUCCUCCGGGACAUGGCCUUCUCCAUUGACCAGCGUUACCUGUACAUCAUGUCUGAGAGACAGCCGCCCAGUUCUUGCUACAACCUCACCAAACAGAGGGGUUCCGUGGUAGCCAGUCACACCGAGCGGAUACAGGAAGAGUUUGGGUUCGAAGCCACGGGGCUGUCUCCAGUCCGGUGCUCCCGCAGGGACAAGUGCCAGCGGGCCUGGGAACCUAAUCGAUUUGCCGCCAGCAUCAGCCAGUGCAUGAGCCUCGAGGUGCAUCCCAGCAGCAUCUCAGUGUCUGAACACAGCCGCCUGCUCAGCCUGGUUGUGAGUGAUGCUCCAGACCUGUCUGCGGGCAUCUCCUGUGCCUUUGGGAACCUGACAGAGGUGGACGGACAGGUGUCUGGGAGCCAGGUCAUCUGCAUCUCACCGGGGCCCAAGGAUGUCCCUGUCAUCCCUCUGGAUCAAGACUGGUUUGGGCUAGAGCUGCAGCUGAGAUCCAAGGAGACAGGGAAGAUGUUUGUCAGCACUGAGUUCAAGUUCUACAACUGCAGCGCCCACCAACUGUGCCUGUCUUGUGUCAACAGCGCCUUCCGCUGUCAUUGGUGCAAGUACCGGAACCUCUGCACUCAUGACCCCACCACCUGCUCCUUCCAGGAGGGCCGGAUCAACAUUUCAGAGGACUGUCCCCAGCUGGUGCCCACGGAGGAAAUCCUGAUACCAGUCGGGGAGGUAAAGCCAAUCACGCUUAAGGCUCGAAACCUGCCCCAGCCGCAGUCGGGCCAGCGAGGCUAUGAAUGUGUCCUCAACAUCCAGGGGGCGGUCCACCGGGUCCCCGCGCUGCGCUUCAACAGCUCCAGCGUCCAGUGCCAGAACAGUUCGAAACCUUCCGGGUCCACAAGCUGGCCCCAGGAACAGAGGAGUGUGCAAGCAUUUAGCGCCCCUCAACCAGAGCAGGGCAGGGUCAUGGUGACAGAGGAGGUGGGGUUCUGUGCCGGCCCUAAUGGCUACCAGUACGACGGGAUGGACAUCAGCAACCUGGCUGUGGACUUCGCCGUCGUGUGGAAUGGCAAUUUCAUCAUCGACAACCCGCAGGACCUGAAAGCUUCCCUCCGAAUCUACCUUACCACUGUGUGCGUGCCUUGCAUCAGGGAGCGUUUUGUAUGGCUCCCUUUUUAUCUCUUCCUCCUGGACCAGAAGUUCCUGGAGGGCAAGUUUCCUGAUGUCCUGUGUAUUCACCAUCACCCCUAUGGUGUCAAGCCUAUUUUGACGGUGUCUGGACCACCUGAAGGAGGGACUCGAGUGACCAUCCAUGGCGUGAACCUGGGCCUGGACUUCUCUGAGAUCGCCCACCACGUGCAGGUGGCUGGGGUGCCCUGCACCCCCCUGCCGGGGGAUUACAUCAUCGCUGAGCAGAUCGUCUGUGAGAUGGGCCAUGCCCUCGUGGGAACCACCUCCGGGCCUGUACGCCUAUGCAUUGGCGAGUGUAAGCCAGAGUUCAUGACCAAGUCCCAUCAACAGUACACCUUUGUGAACCCUUCCGUGCUGUCGCUCAACCCCAUCCGAGGACCAGAAUCGGGAGGCACCAUGGUAACCAUCACAGGCCAUUACCUCGGGGCAGGCAGCAGCGUGGCUGUAUAUCUGGGCAACCAGACCUGCGAGUUCUAUGGGCGGUCAAUGAACGAGAUCGUGUGUGUCUCACCCCCGUCAUCCAACGGACUGGGCCCAGUCCCCGUUUCCGUGAGUGUCGACCGAGCCCGCGUGGAUAACAACCUACAGUUCGAGUACAUAGAUGACCCCCGGGUGCAGCGCAUUGAGCCGGAGUGGAGCAUUGCCAGUGGCCACACACCCUUGACCAUCACAGGCUUCAACCUGGAUGUCAUUCAGGAGCCAAGGGUCCGAGUCAAGUUUAAUGGCAAGGAGUCUGUCAACGUUUGUAAAGUUGUGAACACCACCACCCUAACCUGCCUGGCACCCUCUCUGACCACGGACUACCGGCCCGGCCUGGACACUGUGGAACGGCCAGAUGAGUUUGGAUUCGUCUUUAAUAACGUCCAGUCCUUGCUCAUUUACAACGACACCAAGUUCAUCUACUACCCCAACCCAACCUUCGAACUGCUCAGCCCUACCGGAGUGUUGGAUCAAAAGCCAGGAUCCCCCAUCAUUCUGAAGGGCAAAAACCUCUGCCCUCCUGCCUCUGGAGGUGCCAAACUCAACUACACCGUGCUGAUUGGAGAGACCCCGUGUGCUGUCACUGUGUCGGAGACACAGCUCCUCUGCGAGCCUCCCAACCUCACGGGGCAGCACAAAGUCAUGGUUCACGUGGGCGGGAUGGUGUUCUCUCCUGGCUCGGUGAGUGUCAUCUCAGACAGCUUGCUGACCCUGCCAGCCAUUGUCAGCAUCGCGGCGGGCGGCAGCCUCCUGCUCAUCAUCGUCAUCAUCGUCCUCAUUGCCUACAAGCGGAAGUCUCGAGAAAACGACCUCACUCUCAAGAGGCUCCAGAUGCAGAUGGACAACCUGGAGUCCCGCGUGGCCCUGGAGUGUAAGGAAGCCUUUGCUGAGCUCCAGACAGACAUCAAUGAGCUGACCAGUGACCUGGACCGCUCUGGAAUCCCCUACCUGGAUUAUCGUACCUAUGCUAUGCGAGUCCUGUUCCCCGGCAUCGAGGACCAUCCCGUGCUGCGGGAGCUGGAGGUGCAGGGAAAUGGGCAGCAGCACGUGGAGAAGGCCCUGAAGCUCUUCGCCCAGCUCAUCAACAACAAGGUGUUCCUGCUGACCUUCAUCCGCACCCUGGAGCUACAGCGCAGCUUCUCCAUGCGCGACCGAGGCAACGUGGCCUCGCUCAUCAUGACCGGCCUGCAGGGCCGCCUGGAGUACGCCACGGACGUCCUCAAGCAGCUGCUGUCCGACCUCAUCGAGAAGAAUCUGGAGAACAAGAACCACCCCAAGCUGCUCCUCCGCAGAGCUGCACUGUCCAGUGUGGUAGCCACACAGCCACUGUUCAUGCUCUACUGCGCCAUCAAGCAGCAGAUGGAGAAGGGUCCCAUCGACGCCAUCACGGGUGAGGCCCGCUACUCCUUGAGCGAGGACAAGCUCAUCCGGCAGCAGAUCGAGUACAAGACCCUGAUCCUGAACUGCGUCAACCCCGACAACGAGAACAGUCCCGAGAUCCCAGUGAAGGUGCUAAACUGUGACACCAUCACACAGGUCAAGGAGAAGAUCCUCGAUGCCGUCUAUAAGAACGUGCCCUACUCCCAACGGCCAAGGGCUGUUGACAUGGACUUGGAGUGGCGUCAAGGCCGGAUCGCCCGGGUCGUGCUGCAAGAUGAAGACAUCACCACCAAGAUCGAGGGUGAUUGGAAGCGGCUGAACACGCUGAUGCAUUAUCAGGUGUCAGACAGAUCGGUGGUGGCUCUGGUCCCCAAACAGACCUCCUCCUACAACAUCCCUGCGUCUGCCAGCAUCUCGCGCACAUCCAUCAGCAGAUACGACUCCUCCUUCAGGUACACCGGCAGUCCCGACAGCCUGCGGUCCCGAGCCCCUAUGAUCACCCCAGACCUGGAGAGUGGGGUUAAGGUGUGGCAUCUGGUGAAGAACCAUGACCAUGGGGACCAGAAGGAGGGUGACCGGGGCAGCAAGAUGGUGUCUGAGAUCUACUUGACCCGGCUACUGGCCACCAAGAUAGAGGAGAGCCCCGGGGAGAGCCCUGAAAGAGGCGCCCCCUGGGGGGCCCACUCCUCCGCCCCACCCACCGGGCCUGGCCUGCCCUGGGAAGUGGCGCAGGGGGCCAGGCUGGGCGGGAGCGCAGGUGGCGCCCUUUGUGGGGCUCCGAGGCAGCGCCUGGGGCUGCUGGCUGCGUCCUUCCGGAUAACGGCCAUGGCACUCCUCCCUCUGCGCUUCUGGGUGAACGUGAUCAAGAACCCCCAGUUUGUAUUCGACAUCCACAAGGGCAGCAUCACGGACGCCUGCCUGUCCGUGGUGGCCCAGACUUUCAUGGACUCCUGCUCCACGUCAGAGCACCGGCUGGGCAAGGACUCCCCCUCCAACAAGCUGCUCUAUGCCAAGGACAUCCCCAGCUACAAGAGCUGGGUGGAGAGAUACUAUGCAGACAUUGCCAAGCUCCCCGCCAUCAGUGACCAGGACAUGAACGCCUACCUCGCUGAGCAGUCCCGUCUGCAUGCUGUGGAGUUCAACAUGUUGAGUGCCCUCAAUGAGAUCUACUCCUACGUCAGCAAAUAUAGCGAAGAGCUCCUCGGGGCCCUAGAGCAGGACGAGCAAGCCCGGCGACAGCGGCUGGCGUACAAGGUAGAACAGCUCAUAAAUGCCAUGUCCCUGUCCAUUGAGAGCUGA